Messenger RNA from Melopsittacus undulatus (budgerigar), 4434 nucleotides. Its product is annotated as protein phosphatase 1 regulatory subunit 3C-B-like. The transcript is spliced from 2 exons. The coding region runs from base 3219 to 4079 and encodes 286 amino acids. Gene Ontology annotation, cellular component: protein phosphatase type 1 complex. The record is from RefSeq and is a predicted model, not a curated record. NCBI's taxonomy places the organism in Eukaryota, Metazoa, Chordata, Aves, Psittaciformes, Psittaculidae. Gene Ontology annotation, biological process: regulation of glycogen biosynthetic process. Gene Ontology annotation, molecular function: protein phosphatase 1 binding; glycogen binding.
UACCCUUGACAGCAUGCAAAUAAAGCAGCAAGGCAUCUUCCCCUCUGCUGCUGCUGGUUGCCCCACAGCUCAUCAGUCUCCUGAUGGCUUGUGACAUGCCUGCAGUACACCCAGGCUCCUGAGCGAGGGCAGCCUGUGUCACAGCACUCCUCCAACAAGGCUUUGCUACUGACCCCUUGAGAGUCCCAGGGAAGGGCUGAGUGUCACUGCUGCCUCUCCAGACCCCAGGCUGGUUUGGCAGCAGGUGUGGACAGAUUGCAUUUAUCCUCAGAGGUGAAUACAGCCUUUGUAAAUAGCAGGGUGCUCUCUUUUAAACCCUCAGCUCUAUGUUCAGCCCUGCUCCAGUUUAUCACUGUUCUUUAAGUGAGGCUGGACAGGACCGAAUGGUGUGGCAACCAGCUGUGUAAACUAUGACUUCCCCCAUCGGCUUUGAUCUUGUCACAGGGUCUGUGCAACCCUGGCUGUUUUGCAACUGGCUGAUUGCUCUGAGGUGAACCGGAGGCAGGGUGGAGGGGGGAUUCCUCUGAACCAGCCUUGACACAUGAUGCAUUGAGGAAAAAACCACCACAUGUUAAGAUAUUUGCUGGCAGAGCAGAUCUUGGUUAUUGCAGAAGGAGCAGAAGGGAUUGGGAACACAGUAAGGAUGGAAACUGCAGCUCAGAGCAAAGGGAACAUCAUGGGAGGGCCAAGGGUUGGGUGUUUGCACCACUUACCUGCAAUGGGAAGGGAAGGUGGAGUUUAUCAGCUGGGAGAUGCCCAUGAGCUUAGGAAUUUAGGGUUUUUCCCUUGAAGCAUUGUUAUGCAGCCGAACAGCAUGCCUGUGCUUCCUUGGAAAGGCCCUGCCUUCAGGGAAGGGAGGCUGCAUGAGCUCUGCUCUGCCCAUGCAGUCCCAGUGUGGAUACAGUUGUGUCUGAUGUGGCCAGAGAGGAGCUUUUCCCUGGCAUUUUGGCAGUAACCAGCCCUUGCCAUGCAAGUAUCUGAUAUUUGCCUCCAGAGCAGGCCUGGAUUUGGAAUUGCUGCCUGGCACUUGUGCUUGUGAUGGCAUUCCUUGCCCUGAGCUGAGGAGUGAGCACCUCCUGAUCAGAUUGUGAAUGAUGCAGUCCCAAUCAGAGCAGCAUUUGCAGGUUUGUUACAAACCUCUUCUUAACCAGAGCAGCUGGUUCACACUUGGGCUGUUUGUGCUUCUGCUUGAAGUUGCUGGAGCAAGGCGAAAGCAGCUCUUUUCAGCUGGUCACGCAAAGGAAAAGCUCCUCUUGGCCUGUUGCAUGCCUGUUCUAGUUGGAGGUGAAGUCAGCUCCUCCUUUGAGGCAGUGUCUUCCCUACAUGGUGGCCUGUGAGGAGCAGCCUGGUGCUGCUGUGCCAGGCAGGGGGUGACACUCCAUCUCGUUUGCAUGUGCGGUUUAUAGUGCUCCUAAUGAAUCCAUUUAGGUAAAGAAGAUUGUUGUAAGUAUAGACGUUAAGAGGAGACUGGGUUUAAUCCUGAGGAAUCAGUAGGACAGGCCCCGAGGAAGGACUGCAGGUCCUGCCCCUGUCUGCAGCUCUGCAGAGGUGAUUGAAGCUCCCAGCCAAAGUCAUCACUAAUCCCCUGCUGCAGGAGAGCUGUGAGAACAGUGUCUGGUGGCACGGCUGGGGACUUUCCCCUUGGCCCUAUUAAGCUUGAUUGAACAAUUGUCCUCACCACCGGUACCUGCCCCUCUGCUGUGUCUCCUGCAGCCAGUGUGAGUGGAAAGGAUGCCUGUGCCCUGCUAGGAGCUGAAUCCCAGCUGGAUCUGCUGGUUUCUGGGCUGCUCUCAGUACAGCUCCUCCCUGGAGCCCCUUGGCUGGCACAUGGCAGUGCCAUCACUGCCUGUGCAGGGGUUUGAGGAUGGCCUUGAGGCUGGAAUCAGUCAGGUUCACAGUGAGAUUCUCUUGUGGCAUACCUAAGAAUGCUGCUCUCUGCUUUUUGUGUCCUUCCACGACUAAAACCAGGACAUUUCUGUGCAUGGAUACUGCCUUAGAGUGUUCCUGUCUGUCCUGGGAGAAACGGAAUUGGCUUUGUCAAGGAAGUGAUGCUCUUGGCUUGUGCUUUUUAGAUGGAGAAGACCUGUCAGUCCAUCCACCUUAAUCUGUGCCUCUGGGAGAGAAAGUGCAGAGUGAGAGCCACUUUUCCAGCUUCCACAGGGCUCAAAUACAUCCCCUGUUGUCUGCACCCUCAAGGUGGAGGUGGCUUGGGUUUACUGAGUGAUUAGCUCUAAACACAAAGUAGGUGGAUGGGGACAGAGGUCGCCAGGAGGGCACUGCUGGUGAGCUGUGAUUUCCCUGAGCCGGAUCUGCUCUCCUGAGUGCAAGGGACAAGGCAGGGUGAGGGCUCCCAUUGCAGGGGGGAUCUUUCCUGCCUGUAAGGACUCCCCCAAGUCACUGCAGUGGAGGGACUAAGGGGAAGGUUUACUGCUGGUUGCCUAGCUCUAAGACCCACCAAGGGCCUGUAGGGACAGGACAAGGGGAGCAGCUUUAACCUGCUGGAGAUUGAGAUCAGUUCUUAGGCAGAAGCUCUUCCAUUUGAGGGUGCUGAGGCACUGGUACCGGGUACCCAGAGAAGCUGUGGCUGCCCCAUCCCUGGCAGUGUUCAAGGCCAGUUUGGAUGGGGCUCGGAGUAACCUGCUCUAGUGGAAGGAAAGACACUUCCAGCCCUGCAGCCCAGCCAGACCAGUGGGUCUGGCUCCUGCUCACCCACAAAGGUCACUGUCCUGCUCCACCCCAGGCCAACAGUGCCACAAGUGCCACACAUUCUUCCACAGGGAUGCACCCCUUGGCUCUCGCUGCUCUUUGCUUUGGCAGAGCAGGAGGGGUUUUGCCAGCCAAGCACUGGGCUGGAGCUUGCUCCUCCAUCCAUACUGUGAGGGAUGCCUCAGGUUGUGAUGGUGAUGGGCAGCCACGUGUGAAUGCCGAGAAGGAGGUUGUGUCAUGAGCUGAUGGAAAUCUGUGCUGUCAGCAGGAACAAUCGGGGCUGCUUAACCUAAAUGGCUCUGCAGAGAUUAGCCGUGGUGCAGGGCGGGGGUGAUCUGAUUUAGGUGAUAGUCCUUUCUGUCAAGGAGUCACAUGUGAGCCGGGCAGUGACCGGGGCCCGGGACAGCGCUGGGAGUGAGGGGCGCUGCGGUGUCUCCUGCCUGCUCCGCUGCCAUUGGAUUCCGUUGUCAGGGCAGGGAUCUGGGGCUCCUGCCCGCUGAGCGCCCGCAGCCAUGCCGGUGGACCUGGCCGUGCGGCUCUGCCUGGGCCACUCGCCCCCCAUCCGCAAGCUGCUGAACUCCUACGAGGAGCUGCGGGGCAGCCGCGGGCGAAAACCCCUCCGGUCCUGCCUCAACCAGAAGCCGAGCGUGGAACCUGAGCCUGAGCGGAGGGAGAGCAGCAGGAGCAACAAGGGCCAGAAGAAGAAGAGAGUCGUGUUCGCUGACACAAAGGGGCUCUCGCUGACGGCCGUCCGCUUCUUCUCCAAGAUCGAGGAGGAUCUGUGUGACCUGCAGCAUGCCCUGUCUGACCUCGCCUGCUUCCGACCGUGGCUGCGGGACUCGCAGCCAGAAGUGUGCAGGUACGUGCUGGACUUCCCACAGCCCUCUGCAGACUACCUGGCCUUCCGCAGCCGCCUGCACAGCAACCUUGUCUGCCUGGAGAACUGCCUGAUCCAGGACCGUGCCCUGUCUGGGACGGUGAAGGUCAGAAACAUUGAGUAUGAGAAGAAGGUCAUGGUCCGCAUCACCUUUGAUGGCUGGAAGAGCUUCCGAGACAUCUCCUGCCAGUACAUACAUAGCACGUAUGGCUCAGCUGACACAGACAUCUUUUCCUUUGAGCUUUCCCUGCCCAAGCCGUCCCUCUCCCGUAGGGCUGCAGAGUUCUGCAUCUCCUUCCAGUGUGGACAGAAGACACACUGGGACAACAACCAGGGGAGGAACUACAGGAUCUGCCAGGCAGGGGUGAUGCGCCCACCUUCUCGUGCUGUCAGGAGUGCGGGCUGGGAGCCCCUUGGUGCCCCUGGGGCAGCUGCCCUGGUCCUGUCCCACCUGCAGAGCUGGCGGCGUGCAGAGACCCAGGCUCCCUACUGGUAGGAGAGCAGAGGGUGCAGGUCCCUUCUGACUGUGACAUGGGGGUCUCGGGAGGGGGCAGCUGCCCAAGAUGCACUCAGGGGUCUGUCAGCUCUGGGGGUCUGCUGCUCUCCAUGGGAGCUCCUUCCUGCUGGCUCCUGUGCCUCCUGCCCGCAGGGGAGCGACGAGGAGCAGCCCUAACCCAAGACUGAGCCCCAGCUGCUGCCCAAGUGCCUUGUGUGGAGCCGCCGGGGCCGUGCCAGCGGCAGCAGCGGGACCAGGGCUCUGCGGGGCUCCGUGCGGGCAGGCCCCGAGCUGCGGGAGCGCCUCCGGUCGUUGGUGCUGUACCGGGGGGUUAAUAAAGUGAUGGCACUCUCGA